AUGCCCUUACUUCUGGGCCCCUUUGUCCGCUGCAGGUUCAGCGCUACGCUCCUCGUGCUCUGGCUCGCGUUUGCUGGCUUCACCUGCACCGGUGGUUCGGAGCACGCCGCCACAGCAACCCUUCCCGCCGCCUUCUCGGACCUGUUACCUCACUUCCUCGUGGAGCCCGAGGACGAGUACAUCGUGAAGAACAAGCCGGUGACUCUGACCUGCCGCUCCACGCCGGCCACACAGAUCUACUUCAAGUGCAACGGCGAGUGGGUUCACCAAGACGACCACUUGAUCGAGCGGACUGUCGAUCCAGCCACAGCGCUGCCAGUCAUGCAGGUGACAAUUGACAUCACCAGACAGCAGGUGGAGAAGAUCUUCGGUCUCGAUGAGUACUGGUGUCAGUGCGUCGCCUGGAGCACCACCGGAACCCAGAAGAGCCAGAAAGCUUACAUCAGGAUUGCAUACCUGAGAAAGAACUUUGAGGAGGAGCCGCAGGGUAAAGAGGUGGCAUUGGACCAGGAGGUGUUACUGCGUUGCCAUCCCCCGGAGGGAGUGCCACAAGCCGAGGUGGAGUGGCAGAGAAACGAGGAUGUGAUCGACCCGGCGAGUGACCCCAAUUUUUUCAUCACGACUGACCAUAAUCUCGUCAUCAAAAAAGCCCGGCUGGCGGACACAGGCAACUACACGUGCGUGGCCAAAAACAUUGUCGCUCGCCGCAAAAGCACCUCUGCCACGGUCCUGGUCUAUGUCAACGGCGGCUGGUCCACGUGGACCACCUGGUCGUCCUGCAGUGCCGUGUGUGGGCGUGGCUGGCAGAAGAGGAGUCGGAGCUGCACCAACCCCACGCCACUGAAUGGAGGCACAUCCUGUGAGGGGCAGAACGUCCAGAAAAGUGCCUGUGUGGCCACCUGUCCAGUGGACGGAGGCUGGAGCGAGUGGAGCAAAUGGUCGGCGUGUGGAGCGGACUGUUCGAUGUGGAGGAGCAGGGAGUGCACCCAGCCUUCGCCUGGCACUGGGGGCAAAGACUGCCAGGGGCUCGACCUGCAAUCUCUCAACUGUACCAGCGAACAGUGCCCACAGACGGUGAGCGGGGCCGAGGACGUGGCGCUCUACGUGGGCAUGGUGGCGGUGGCCCUGUGUCUGACUCUGCUGCUCAUCGUGGUGGUCCUGGUCUACCGACGAAAGAAGGAGGGCCUGGACGCUGACGUGGCCGACUCCUCCAUCCUCACCACUGGCUUCCAGCCCAUGGGCAUCAAGCCCAGCAAGCCAGAGAACUCCCAUUUGCUCACCAUCCAGCCUGAUCUAACCACCACCACCACCAGCUACCAGGGCACCCUGCGCUCUCGCCACGAUGCCACCGGGAAGUUUUCGAUGACCAACGGGCCUCUGCUGGACCCGCUUCCCAACGGCUCGCACACUCUGCACAACGGCAAGCUCAACCCGGACCCCUCGGAGUUUGUGAGCAGGCUGUCCACUCAGACCUACUUUAAAACGCUGCCCCGCGACGUCGCCAACACCUCCUACGGGACCUUCAACUUUCUCGGCGGGAGGCUGACGAUCCCCAACACGGGAAUCAGUCUGCUCAUUCCUCCCGAGGCCAUCCCCAGAGGGAAGAUCUAUGAGAUUUAUCUCACUGUUCAGAGGAAGGAAGAUUUAAGGUUACCCCUGGCCGGCUGCCAGACCCUGCUCAGCCCCGUUGUGAGUUGUGGCCCUCCGGGGGUGGUCCUGAGCCGACCGGUUAUCCUCAGCAUGGACCACUGCUUUGACGCAUGCCUCGAUAACUGGGCCGUCCGCCUCAAGAAGCAGAACUACGAGGGCGUUUGGGAGGACGUCCUGCUGAUGGGGGAGGAGCUGGUGUCGGAGCCUUAUUACUGCCAGCUCGAGGCCGAGACGUGCCGGCUGUUCUCGGAGCAGCUGGGCACCUUCUCCCUGGUGGGAGAGUCCCUGCACAUGGGUGCAGCCAAGCGCCUCCGGCUGGUGCUCUUCUCGGACGCAUACUGCUCCACGCUGGAGUACAACAUCAGGGUGUACUGCAUGGACGACACGCAGGAUGUCUUUAAGGAGGUGAUGCAGAUGGAGCGGCAGCUCGGGGGUCGGCUGAUUGACGAGCCCCACGUCCUGCUUUUCAAAGACAGCUACCACAACCUGCGCCUGUCCAUCCACGACAUGCCCCAGGCGCACUGGAGGAGCAAGCUGCUAGCCGGCUACCAGGAGAUCCCGUUCUACCAUAUCUGGAAUGGUUCCCAGCGGUACCUGCACUGCACGUUCACUCUGGAGCGGCUCAGCCUCAGCACCUGUGAGCUCACCUGCCAGCUGUGUGUGUGGCAGGUGGAGGGGGAGGGACAGAGCUUUAGCCUCGACUUUAACAUUGCCAAGGACACUCGGGCGGUGGACUCUGAGUUUCUGUUAAUGGACAGUAACGCCACGGCUCUGGCGGGGCCCAGCGCCUUUCAGAUCCCGUACCUCAUCAGGCAGAAGAUCUGCAGCAGCCUGGACGCUCCCUGUCCCAACGGAGCUGACUGGAGAAUGCUAGCACAAAGACUCAAACUCGAGAGACACAUGAGUUUCUUUGCAUCCAAAGCGAGCCCAACCUCUGUGAUCCUGGACCUGUGGGAGGCACAACAUUUCCACAGCGGCAACAUCAACCAGCUGGCCACGGUCAUGGCUGACAUUGGCAAACAGGAAGCCAUGAUAUUCCUGGUCUCUGAUGGCGAGUGCUAACCCAGAAAAGGGGGAGAGACUGGUGCAGAGGAAAAGUACAGAACACAACACACACAUGAGGAAGAACAAAAAAAAAAAUACAAAAAACACACAAAAAAAAAACAAUAACCGCAGCAGGAAUCGAAGAUCAGAGCUGUCCCAGUGUCCCUCUUCUUCACUUUAGAAGAUAAAAAGGGUUUAUGUAGGAUUGAGUCCCUAUUUCCCAUCAAAGAGUAAAAAUCUUUAAAUGUCAGACCAAAUGAGGGGCCAAAAAAAAAAAAGAAGUGGAGUUUGGGUGUGUGGGGAAAUGUAUUCAAACGCUCAGUAGAUAAAAUACCCUUUAUUUUCCAUCAAAGAUUGAAGUUAAAUCAGCCCUGGUUCUACUGUAAGCAUAACAUGAAAUGAACUUCACACCUUUAUUUCUUUUUUCUUUUUCUUUUUUUUUGUUUAAAUAGGCCACUUGUGGCUAAUAAGGAGCAAUAUGCAAAAGGAAUACUAUUACUGAUGGCCAAUAUUGCAAAUUCUGCAAGUGUUCUUUUGAACUUUGAUUCAAAAGUCAUCACAGAUUAAAUAUUAAGUAGAAGGAAGGUGACGAAAAUGUGCCACUGAUUUCAGGUUGAAGAGGAAAAAGGCGACAUAUGCAAUUGGCAGGUUUGUUACAUUAACACAACAACCCAGCGACGCUGUUCGUCAUACAUGUGAUUAUCUGUUCGGCUGGGCUUGUAGCACAUCCUGGACUCGCAGGUUUAAAACAGAUUGUACAUCAGAGCCCCCUCAGAAGAAAGAAAGAAAAAAAAAAACCCAGUCUCAUCUGGUUUGUGUGUUUUUUCCAGUCCAGCUGGUAUCACUACUGUGAAUGUAACAUCUUGACAUCUUGAUUCAGUGAGACGCUUCGCAGCUUUUCCUGCUUCUAAAUCGAUAUAUGUGAGGUUUUGGGCUCUCUGGACAUUUUUUAUUUUUUUUUUAAGGGAAGAGUGAGUAAUAUCUUUACUAAAGUCAUAUUUCAGAAGCCAUUUCUAUUUAAAGCCUGUGAUUUUGAUCCAUCAGGUUUAUUUCGCGUCUCAUAUUACCCCAAUCGUUCAUUGUGGCGUUUUUCUGUUUCGGAUCCCACAGCUAAUGAAGGAGCCAUAGGGCCGAAAGGCGUUCUAGCUGCAUAUAUGUGAACACUGAAUGUCAUCAGAACUCAUUUCUAAUAUGACAUUUUCCCCUUGAUUACAUUGAUUCCCUCGUACAACAACAUCGCCCAAAGGGUUAUUAUCCCACAUAAAUAAUGUAGUGCACUUUUCCCACUGAAAAUCUGACAACAAAUUCUUCAAAAUCUUCUCGAGAUUACUCAUGUUAGAAGGGUAAUUGUGCAGUUUUGUUUAUUAUUAUUCAUAAAGCAACGUUGGUGGGAAUUCUAUAUUUGCUGUGUGGCAAAGAGUAUUUCCACAUCAGAGGAAAGACCCCGUUCUUCAGAUAAAGUCAAGAGUGGCUUAUUCAUAAUGUCUGCUCACAAAAAGACGCUUUGAAAGGAUUUCUUUUUUUUUCUUGUUGUUGUUAUUUCAAGCCAGGAUGGCAAAAAUGAUGAAGUAGUUUCAAGCAAAAAUUCAUAAACUGCACCUGUUUAUUUUUUUACAGAGUAAUUUUCAAAUCGGGCGACGGUUCUCUUUGGUCCUAUUCAGUUUGUACAAGGUGUGAGCAAUCCCAAACUAGCCAUAGUUCUCUCUGUGUCUGCCUCAGGGUUGCAUGUGAAGUUGUCUGUUCAAAGUUGUAAAGAAAGCCCCGUUCAUUAAACCCCCCGUCUCAUUCAAACAGCUAGGAAAGCCCAUCCUGCAAUCUCCAGUGGUUUCAACCUUUAAGAAAUAAAUGGAGCCUCUUUUAUGAUUGUCAGAUAUUUGGAAUGUACGUUUCUGUUUCCUUGUAGUGGAGGAAAAGUGUGUCUUGUUUUCUUUUGAUUGUUUUGUUUUCUUUUAAAAGUAGUUUUUAUAUGGCAUCUCAGCACCUGUUGACUCAUGCCCUUAAACACGCCUCCCCUCGAUGAACACUGACACAACUCCUUUUGCUAUUUUAUAUGGAGAUGCCAUGAAAUAGAAAUGUUUUUAAGAAACCCUGGAAUCGAUCCCCUUUCAGAUAAAAUGGUGAUUCCACCUUAAAUGAAUCUUUUCAUGUUGAAACGGAUCAUCGCCACAUGUGAUAUGUAAAUACUUUUUCUAUACCAGCCGUGUGCUGUCACUUUGCAUACUGUAUAUCAGCAGAAUUGGUAACCAAAGUUUUCUGAAUAUCAUUUGAGGCCACUACAUCCUCAUAUUGUAUCCAUUAAAAAUAUUGUUUCGGCACCGUUUUUACUUGCAGCUAGUAUAGAAUAAGUCAGAGUUGCUGUCUCUUCUAAAGUGCGGACUUAAAGUCCAGAUUACUUUCUCUCAUUUCCUUGCAUUUGUCUUUGAGGCAAGUUGAUGCUGUUUGUUGAGCAGUAAUGUGUGUCAGUUUCUUUUAUCACUUUGUAAACAAAUGUAAAUUAUAUUUUAAUAUGAAGCCAAAAAAAGACACUUAACUGGCGCAGCAUUUGUCAAGUCUAAACCGUGACGUGUUUGCCUAUAUACUGUUCUUUGGCGAUCUAGCAGUGAAGACUAUUUGCAGUGUUAAGGGUUUAGGGACUGUUUUACAGGAGGUUUCUAUACAUAUUUUGUUCGUCCUUACUCUGCAUAAGUCUCCCUGAUUAUUUCUAUAACUGUAAGCAUUUAAAUACAAGCUGGAAGCAGUCACUGAUGCUUAGUGAAUCACUACACUGGGACUGUGUGGAGGCUAAUCGGGAGGAGGAGGAGGAGGAGGAGGACAUCAGUUCUUGGACACUGACGAGCCAGUGUUGACACAGCAUGUUUAGAUGAGCCAUGACAGUUGUACAGUCAGACUGUGUGUGAAAUUUUAUCACCUCCGUCAUUGUCUUGGAUGUGUUGCCUAAGCACAUUUCGGUAAUGUAAUUCACCAGCCGCCAGGAUGUUCAGCAUCUAUCUUCACAUCGAACUCGUCCGACAAAUCUAACAAUCCUGCAAUUACUGUGUGUGUGCGUGUGAUGAAUAACGGUUUCCUUCAUGAUAAAAAUCUGGGCCUGAUAGUUCCGUGUAAGACUUGUGUCAGUAACAUUCAUGCUUUGUUCAAGGGUUUAAGCUCACCCAUGUGUUAUGGGGGGAAAAAAAUGCUCCAUCUCAGCACUGUACUUUAUGUGUCACUCAUUACUAUUCAGUGUCAAGGAUGUGCGUGUGUUUGAGCGAGUGUUGGACCGGGCGUGUGCGUAUCUCCCCGUCACUCUGACUGAACUGUUUUCUUUUUGAACUAAGAACAAUAGACUUCUGUACUUGUGAAUGGUUUUUCUAUUUCGUUCCUUGAUUCAAUGUUCCUUGCCUUUCUGCAAGUCAAAAAUGCUGUAUUUAUUACAUACCACAGCGCUUAUGCAAUUGUAUAAUCCUUCUAUUGUUUUGAUUUUUUGUUGUUUUUUUUCUUCUUCUUUUUUUUUUUUUUUGGUUUGUUUUUUAACCUUUUGUGUUCCUUAUCGUUAAUGUAAAUUGUUGUCAAAACUUUUGUGGCAAUGGAAAAACUUCUGCUAAGGGAGAUUUUCUGUACUUUUUGGACAAUGAUAUGGAUUUGUGGGUAGAAUUUUGGAAAUUCGUUUCUAAGUGCUUUCAAGUAUUUACUUGGCCUUAUGUAUAUAUAUCUAUCUAUGACAUUUCAGAAAGGUAUGUAUAGUAAUUCAAUCCGAAAUUGUUGUAAAUAAAUUAUAUAUUGUUAAAUGAA
This is a messenger RNA of Stegastes partitus (bicolor damselfish), 6462 nucleotides long. RefSeq names its product unc-5 netrin receptor A (gene unc5a). Bases 1 to 2712 code for a protein of 903 amino acids. Gene Ontology annotation, molecular function: netrin receptor activity; protein binding. The record is from RefSeq and is a predicted model, not a curated record. Gene Ontology annotation, cellular component: membrane. Gene Ontology annotation, biological process: netrin-activated signaling pathway; anterior/posterior axon guidance. The transcript has 16 exons. Lineage: Eukaryota; Metazoa; Chordata; Actinopteri; Pomacentridae.